This is a messenger RNA of Capronia epimyces CBS 606.96, 3189 nucleotides long. RefSeq lists its product as uncharacterized. Lineage: Eukaryota; Fungi; Ascomycota; Eurotiomycetes; Chaetothyriales; Herpotrichiellaceae. The coding region runs from base 1 to 3189 and encodes 1062 amino acids. The record is from RefSeq and is a predicted model, not a curated record. Gene Ontology annotation, biological process: chromatin remodeling. The transcript is spliced from 3 exons. Gene Ontology annotation, molecular function: protein binding; histone methyltransferase activity.
AUGGUGGUAAAGUUAAAGCUGCGAUCAGAUAAAAGGCCAAACAAAGGCUCCAUUGUAGAUAUCGCAAGCUCAGAGCAUGAAUCGAUCACAAGUGUCAACAAGCCAAACGGCUUUCUAGACCGCAAUGGAGUGGCAUCAAGCCCUCCAGGCUCUGGCGGACGACCAGCGGCUAGGGUUGUUUCGCGUCUUGAAAAUAGUCAUGGGGUUACGGGCGAGUCUUCCCGGCGAGUUGAUGAUGUCCUGAUCCAGCAGAACACCUCCGACAGUGAAACACAUGCUAGCGAGCAUGAGCAUCAUGCCGAUGACGAAGAUGAAGCAUCUGCAUUACUCAGUAUCCCACGUUUUCAACGGAGAAUCGAAGCAAAUGUCCAAGAAAUGGAAUCCCUGAUGGAAGAAGUACAUAAGCAGCUGCAAGCAUGGCAAGAGAUGUCUGUUCAAGCCAACCUCAGACGGGCGACAGCCGAGAUGAGGACUUACCCGAGACCCAGACUUGACUCGUCGGCCGGAGACCCCUUCCGAGCUAUCACUGAGCAGCGGAGGUCUGGCCUCGGUGCAGAACCCAGGCCGCAAGAUAAAUCACAAAACAAGAAGUUGGCGGUCAUCCGGACCCCUGAACACGCCUUCUGGACUGGAGCGACCUUGCUGCCAAAAUACAAGUCCAUCGGGCGUGUCUCAAGAAGUUUUCUUGCACCGAAUUAUCGCACCGCUAAAUAUCGACCUUAUGACGCCGAAGACGAGAUCCAGGACCCAGAUGCGACUGAGAAGUAUGCUGAACUUGAGCAAAGGUUCAACAACAACUAUCCCGGCUUGAAAUCUCAGCGACAGUGUCAAGAACUAGUCUGGCUUUGGCAACCCUGGGCAGAAGAACUUUUUGUAUGCCUGGGGAUCAGCAAAAGUGACGUGUUGUACUUCUUCACGCAGGAUCAUUUCGACCCGGACCGUGAGCUUACAUACGCGUGGUCCGCGGAGUCAUCAAAAGCAUGGAGAGAGGAACAAAUGAGACGAUGCAGGACAUGUGAGCUUGCAGAUCCCGAGAGCAGAUGGUCCCAUUUCAGCGAAACGUUUAACAGUCUUCCCAAGCCCAGCAAUCGGAGCCUCGCCCUUGCCGGACUGGUCGCUCAUGCUUUUCACCAGCGGACUAGAGUGAGUUUGUGGCACGUCGCCAUCGGUGGCCUUCUACAACCACGAUAUGAGGAUCCUCAGACCCUGACGAGGAGAGCUCCUAACUUUUGCGUGCUCUGUUUCCGCCAUCAUUGCCCUGACCAUGGUUCUUAUGAGGAGCCAAACAACGAGGACGUCGGUGCAAAAGAUGCUGAAGAGCUCAAAGCUUAUAUCAACGACGAGGAACAGAAUCACAACCUCCGGAAGUUCAUGUCACUACCAGUUCGUAACCGACAUGAUAGUCCUAAGCAUAUGUGCGGAGUCUUUUGUGUCGAGCCAUCUCAAAAGCUGUCUCAAUUGAUCGGUCGGCGAAUCGACGGGACUAUUACAGGCCAUAGUCGAAAAGUGAGUCCGGCUAAACAAGUUUUGGCGGACGACGAAUUCUGUAGCUCCUCCUGUUUCUGGGACGUUACUACCCGGCGCGACAUCCAGAUAUCAGACGUCAAGUUUGAGCCUUUUAUGUCGCAGUCACAGAAAUUGUUGGUCGACAAGCUCAUCCGGUUCUAUCUGAACAACAAACGAGGUCCAUGUCUCAUAUCUCGCAUCAUCAAAGAUAUUCUGGGGCGACGUCUGACAGUAGCACGGCUGAGCGACACCUCCAUCACGCGCGCAAGAAGAAGAAACCGCUGCCAAUCAUUGAUGUGUCGAGGAGUGCCGAGUUGGACCAGCGGCCGCCUUUUAUGCCGUGCUCGCACGAUGGCCCUUGUCACAGCAAUCCGGCCUGCACUUGCUCCCGGAGUAAGGUACACUGUGAAAGAUUUUGUGGAUGUGACAAAUCUUGCAAGAGACGCUUUCGCGGUUGUAGUUGCACCACACGAGGGACUUAACCGCGAAUGCGAUCCAUCCUUGUGUGGCAAGUGUGGUGUUGUUGAAGUCCUGGACUCAGCGAACAAGUACAAAGACGACGUUCGGCGAGGACGAUGCCGGAACAAUCGGAUACAGCUGGGUCUUCCGGCACCCACCACCAAAGCGCCCAGCCAGGUGCAAGGCUAUGGGCUCUACAGCAGAGCGGACAUUGCCAGUGGCGAAUUCAUCGGUGAAUACACCGGGGAGAUUGUCAGCAUCUCGGAGGGAGAUCGACGAGGAGCCAUGUACCACGUCUUGAAUCAGGAAUAUCUAUUUGUCAUCAACAGGGGCCAGGAGAUCGAUGCGUCCAACAACGGCAACAAAAUGAGAUUCAUGAACAACUCGCAACUGGAGGAGAACAUCAACGUUGAGCCCAAGAAACUCUUGUGCAGCGGCGUGGUUCGAGUUGGCCUGUUCGCGAAGCGCUUUGUCAAAGCAGGCGAGGAACUGCUGUAUAACUAUAAUUACCCGGAAUCGGUGGUGAAGAAUUUUUGGGAACCAGGCGAGCGACCGUCUUCUGGGCGGAGAUUGAUUCCAACGGGCUCCGAACGCAUUGCGCGAACCACCGGGGCGAACAAGCUGGCAGAUGAGAACGUCAACGAGAUGCGUGAGGAGAGCAGCCAGUCUCCCUUGCCUCGUCACACGAAGCGGAAGAGGGCUUUCGAGGAGAGUCUCCUUGCCAGUCACCGGUUCGACGCUCUCAGCAACAAUGACGACGAAUCCGAGAAUUCCACACUCGACAUCCAGACAGCGCCUGAGGUUGAUGAUAGUGAAGAUCCAGAUUAUGAGAGUAACAGCCUCGCAUAUGAUGAAGGCGACAUGGAGGACGACGCGGACCAGGAAUCAGAUCUCGAGGCCGUGGAGACCCAGCCGAGGCAGACAAGGCGUUCAUCCAAUCGUCGUCCACUGCCAGGUGGUGAAGGCUUGGGGCGCCAUAUUUCUACGAGCAAAAGCAUGGGUGGAAGUAGAUCGCGCGGGCGUAGUGCGCAGCGCAUUGGCAGAAACCAGAGCCGAAGUCACAGCGGGACGAGUUCCAGCGCAACAAUGAACAGCCGGCGGAGACGCAAGAUUGGGCCUCACGACAAGCGGCUCGGAGGGCAGGCCCAACAACAGGCAUGGCGCACCAGAAGACUGAGAGAGUCUCUGGGGUUGUCCAUGUCACCUAGUACGGGUUCCGCAUGA